CGGGAUAACACAGCAGUAGUGGCUACGCAUCCGGCAAUUGAUUUGAAUACUCAUUGCCCCUCAGUCAACUGAUUGCGGAACAGAGCCGCCUAUUGCCCCGCUCAUCUCACCGGCAUCGCGUCAGCGUCCUUCUGUUUACUGAACCAACCUGCCAAAAGGCUACUCGUGGGAUCAUAUUGAUAAAUUAAUCAAACAGGUUAUCUGACCGGAGGAACAAGCUAAAACUCAACAUCCCUCUCUGCAGAAAUCCAGCAAUCCAUCUUUGUCUAUCCACAUAUCUAUUCCGUAUACUGCAUCACGAGGUUUCAAGUCAUAAGAAGUAUCCUUGGAAUCUGAAAAUGGGCUCAAAUCCUCAUAGCUUUGACUACGCUUCGCUCAAGCAGCUACUCAAGGAUACAAAUGCCGAGGUUCUGCUUCCCGGUGACGGCCCGGCGUACGAGAAAAGCAUCGAAAGAUGGAGUGAACAUUGCAUCAAGAGGGCUGCAGCUGUCGUACUAGUCACCUCACCCAACGACAUCUCCGCAGCCCUCGCCCAGAUCCGCCAACACGGCAUCCCCUUCACCGUCCGAGGCGGCGGACACUCUACUUCCGGCGCCGCUUCGAUCGAAGACGGAAUCGUGAUUGAUCUCUCCAAGAUGCGCAAAGUGACUGUAGACCCUCAAGCCAAGACUGUCACGGCUGAGGGAGGAGCCAUCUGGGAAGAUGUCGAUGUCGAGGCUGCAAAGUACGGUCUCGCGACUGUCGGAGGUACUGUUAAUCAUACUGGUGUGGGGGGCCUGACGCUUGGUGGUGGAUAUGGGUAUCUUACUGGAAAGUAUGGGUUGACGAUUGACAACCUUCUCUCCGUUGACAUCGUCCUAGCGUCCGGAGAACAACUCACUGCAUCCGCGACCUCAAACGAAGAUCUCUUCUGGGCCGUACGCGGCGCAGGUCAGAAUUUCGGAGUAACAACCGCAUUCACCUUUCAAGCCUACGACCAAAAGAAUGAAAUCUUCGCCGGACCCCUGAUAUUCCUCCCAGACAAGAUCCCGCAGCUUGUCGCAUUCGCAAACAAAUUCCACGAAACGAACGAUGGGAAUCAGGCCAUGAUGAUGGGGUUUUCAGCGCCUCCACCUGCAAAUGCUCCUGUUGCUCUCUGCCAGCUCUUCUACAAUGGUCCGCAAGACGAGGCAAAAGCGUUUUUCGCCGACCUUUUUACGCUCGGUCCCAUCGCAGACAUGACAUCCAUGAUUCCCUACAAAAAGCUAAACAGCCUGCUCAACCCCACUGCAGGCUUCGACGGACGCAAACAAUUUGGCGGUGGCGCUUUCAAACUUCCUUUGGACCCGGAUUUCGUUUUGCAGCUGCAUACGGAAUUUAACACAUUUGUCGCAUCGCACGAGAGAAUGAAUGAAAGUCUGAUGAUGUUCGAGAUUAUUCCUUACAAGAAGGUGAUAGCGGUGCCGAAUGAUCAGAUGUCGUUUUCGAAUCGGGGAGAUUAUUAUAAUGUUGCGACGGUUUUCAAGUGGUUCGACCCAACACUCGAUACUGAAAUCCGUACAUUCUCUCGUAGUCUCCUGACGAAGGCUUCCGAAACUGCUGCGGAUCGUUCAAAAGACGGGGGAGUCGGCCAGUAUGGCAACUAUGCAAAUGCCGAUGUGGAAGCGAACGAAAUCUUUGGCGAGAAUGUGAAACGACUUGAAGGAUUGAAACACAAAUACGACCCAGAUAAUCUGUUCAGCCAUGGAACAAGAUUGACGCCGCGACCUUUGGUAGUCGUGAACUAAAAUCCCGUUACACAUAUCAGCCCUGACUACACCGAAUCCUUCUUGCAGGGAAGCAUGCUAAACUAUCUGCAUUCAACCUGAAGGAAUCUACAUUAGACAUUAAGCACUUUUCAUACUAUAAACUCAGUGCCUCAAAAAGAUGUGACUUUGGAAAUGUCAAUCGCAGCCGUAAUGUGAGGGUUCGAGAUUGGCUGCGUGUGCAUUAAGGCUUCAUGACAGCCCCGGUGGGUUGAAACGAUAUUUCGCCCUAGCAACGAUCAAAUCAAUCAACAUGGAGGCUCAGGGUUUUUUGUUGACCUCAGAUUGGCUCGAUCUUGACUUCCUUGGCUUCGUGUAUGUUUGAGACGGUUUUAAGUUGGAGUUCAGCUGCACCUGGAGACUAAAUAGCAAUGUCCAAUCUAGUACCUGAUUACAUC
Molecule: messenger RNA, 2182 nt
Organism: Bipolaris sorokiniana ND90Pr
Lineage: Eukaryota; Fungi; Ascomycota; Dothideomycetes; Pleosporales; Pleosporaceae
Exons: 5
Coding region: 339-1766 (475 amino acids)
Molecular function (GO): FAD binding; oxidoreductase activity
Source: RefSeq, a predicted model, not a curated record